Messenger RNA from Cynara cardunculus var. scolymus (artichoke), 981 nucleotides. RefSeq names its product transcription factor MYB15-like. Lineage: Eukaryota; Viridiplantae; Streptophyta; Magnoliopsida; Asterales; Asteraceae. The coding region runs from base 1 to 747 and encodes 248 amino acids. The record is from RefSeq and is a predicted model, not a curated record. The transcript is spliced from 3 exons.
AUGAGGACUCCAAAUGGGGAGAUAAAGGUGGGUUUGAAGAAAGGUGCAUGGGACCUGGAAGAAGAUCAGAAGCUGAUUUCGUAUAUAAACAGAUAUGGCAUCUGGAACUGGUCUCAUAUGCCCAAAUUCGCUGGUUUGUCGAGAAGUGGAAAGAGUUGUAGGCUUCGAUGGAUGAAUUAUUUGAAGCCUGACCUAAAGAAAGGGAGUUUCUCUAAAGAAGAAGAACGAAGCAUACUCCUUUUUCAUUCAAUUCUUGGCAAUAGAUGGUCUGCAAUUGCAUCAAGACUUCCUGGAAGAAGUGACAACGAAAUUAAAAAUUACUGGCAUACACAUCUAAAGAAACUUUUACCUAACAACCCUAUGCCUAAAAAACCCACGCAAAAUGAUAUGAACGUGUCAUCAUGUUUUGAAGCUCAUAAUGUUGAGAAAAUACAAGAGCAUGUUAAUCAUGUGAAUGAUAUCCCCAACCCCCUCUUCUCGUGGACAUCAGAAGAUGAUAAUUCUUCAUCCAACAGCGUCCCUACCCCCAAAGGAUAUGGAGUAGAAUUUAUAGCUGAUCAUCAUGACGUAAGUUCACCAGGAACAAUUGAAGAUCUUCAGUGCUUUUGGAGACAACUUUGCCCAUUCGAAAACUUGGAGCUCGGAAACAUUCAUCAGGAUAUGUUUUCUGACAACGUUUACAAUGAUGUGAUUGGCCCAUACAGCUUUCACAUUGAUGACUACGACACUAACCCAUCUCGCAUUUGACAUGAGAAUGUUAAAACCUUAGAUGGUACUGCUAGAAGUGGUGGGUUUAAAUCCUUUCCGUUUACCCAUCCAAAGAAAAUAAUGCUAUCAACUGUAAGAUUGAUUAGAUAUGUAUGUAGGUGUUUUUGAUUAGAUAUGUAUGUAGGUGUUUUUAGUCAUCUGUUUUUGUCUUUUCCGAGGCUAUGAUCAUGAAGUAGAUCUUAGUCAUCUGCGAAGUUUGUGCGUGAUUGUAUA